This is a messenger RNA of Aureococcus anophagefferens, 1710 nucleotides long. RefSeq lists its product as hypothetical. The coding region runs from base 1 to 1710 and encodes 569 amino acids. The record is from RefSeq and is a predicted model, not a curated record. Lineage: Eukaryota; Pelagophyceae; Pelagomonadales; Pelagomonadaceae. Gene Ontology annotation, molecular function: calcium ion binding. The transcript is spliced from 2 exons.
AUGGAGGCCAUCGGCGAGAGCAUCUUCUGCUACAUCCCGCGCCUCGCCGACGCCGUGGAAGACGACGCCGCGUCGUUCCUGAAGCUGGCCACGCUCUCGAGAACCGCCUUCUUCCAGUUCCUCGACCGGGGCACGGGCUGCGGCGACGUCGGCGGCAGCCCCUUCGCGACGUCGCUCUACGCCAUGCACUGCGAGGGCGGCGACGCGGCGGCCGGCGUCACCUUCGGCGCGGCGAAGGGCGCCCUCGGCCGCGCGGUCUUCGACCGCGCGUCGUACGGCUCCGGCUACGUCGACGCGGCGGCGUUCGAUUCCGUGCUCGCGCAGAUCCUGACGACGAUCUUCGAGGACGAGGGGUCGCGCGCGGCGGGCGCGUCCGUCGCCGAGGCCGUCGAGGCACUCGGCGGCUCCCGCGAACGCGCGGAGACGUUCCUCCGCUACGACAGCUCCGGCGACGGGAGGAUCGAUCUGGGGGAGGCCGUGGCCAUGGCGCUGAGUUUGGGCGGGGCGCUGGACGCGUUCCUGGCGGCGGCGGAGCGGCGCAAAAGCCUCGAGCUCUCGGCGGGCGAGGUCGCGGCGGCGUCCGGCGGUUCGACGCUGGGGAUCAGGGACUACAACGUCGCGCUGCGGCUCAUCGGCUUCGGGGACGUGGCGCGCGUCUUCCAGGGCCAGUUCGUCCAGGGCAUCUUCCAGCGGCUGGACGUCGACGGCGACGGCGAGGUCCGGCUGCCGGAGUUUUUGGUCAACGCCGCGCGGCUCAUGCGGCCCGUCUCCUGGGAAAGAUCCAUGCGCGACGCCGCGGGCUUCCCCGGGCUCGGCGCGCUCGUCGUCGACGACGGCGCCGAGGACAUCCGCCACUUCGUGGCGUCGCUGCAGACGGGCGACAUUAUAUUGUCGAAGAUCGACGACGACAUGGGGCGCUACCUCCAGUUCGCGAUGGACGCGCCGUGGUCCCACGUCGCCGUCGUCGUCCGCGGCGCGGCGCCCGCGCCGGGCGCGCCGAACGAGAAGACGGAGGAGCUGCUGGAGACGUUCCCCUUCCGGCGGCGGAGCCACGCGUUCUGCUCGCCGGGCAGCUGCGUCUGCUUCCCCUGGAGCCACGAGGACGCGUCGUCGACGGUCGAGCCGGGCUUCUUCGGGGGCGGCAAGGCGGCGAAGAGCUUCCCGGCGUCGUGCCUGCGAUGCGACGCCGGCGUGCACCUGCUCGAGUCCACCGGCGAGGGCAUCCACGUCUACGACUUCGCGCACCGCUACUUCGAGUCCAAAAUGUCUACCCGCGUCUCGGCGGUGGCCGUGCGGCGUCUCGCGGCGCCGCGGUCGCGCGACGACGCCGCCAGGGCCGCGGACUUUUGCGCCACGGUCCGCGGGUCGCUCUACAGCACGACGCGCGACGAGUUCACGCACGCGAUCGAGUACCACAGCCGCCGGGGUUCCGUCGUCGCCGCGGACGCGGCGGACAUGGAGCACCGGAGCCACUUCUGCUCCAAGGUCGUCGCCGAGUUCCUCCAGCACAUGGGCUGGCUCGGCGCGGGCCGCGAGCCCGGGAGCGUGAUGCCCUCGGACUACGCGACCUGCGCGGGCCAGCACCGCGGCGUGCUCCGCCGCGACGUCGAGGCCGACCUCGCCGACGGCGUCGCGCUCGGGCCGCUGGAGAUCAUCUGGACGCCGGAGCUCGGCGCGCACCUCCCCUACAGGGCGCGGAAGAAGAAGUAA